Molecule: messenger RNA, 969 nt
Organism: Cryphonectria parasitica EP155
Lineage: Eukaryota; Fungi; Ascomycota; Sordariomycetes; Diaporthales; Cryphonectriaceae
Product: carbohydrate-binding module family 1
Exons: 3
Coding region: 1-969 (322 amino acids)
Biological process (GO): carbohydrate metabolic process
Cellular component (GO): extracellular region
Molecular function (GO): hydrolase activity, acting on ester bonds; cellulose binding
Source: RefSeq, a predicted model, not a curated record
AUGUCUCCGAUCAACAAUUUUCUCAAGAUUGCCAUCAUAACGAUCUCCUGUGGUCGUACCCUGGCUGAUACAAUUCCGACAUAUGGACAGUGCGGCGGCGAAGGAUUCACUUCAACCGGCGAUUGUGCGUCUGGCUCCUACUGCCAGUCCGAGAAUGCUUAUUAUUUUGUAUUCGGAGAUUCAUACUCAACGACGGAGUUUUAUAUCCAGGGAGGCUAUCCUUCCGCAUCCGACCCCAUCGGCUUGCCUGCACUGCCUGGUGACACGACGAGCGGGGGUCUGAACUGGGUCGGCCUCGUCACCAGCGAGCUGAACACAAGCCUCGUAUUGACCUAUGACUGGGCAUACUAUGGUGCUGAUACUUCCAACGAGAUCAUCAACACUGGGGUCACCACCGACUUCAUUGCGCAGGUUGGAGAGUUCGAAGAAUACCUGGUUCCUGCACCCUCAGAGGCGGAAUGGACAGCUGACAACACUCUCGUUGCUGUUUGGAUGGGUAUCAACGACGUUGGCGAGUGCUUCUGGGAAUCUUCUGUGUAUGCAACUUGCCCUAUCGAUGAGGUGAUGGACACGUACUUUGGCCUUCUCGAGGAUCUAUACAACGAUGGAGUCCGCGACUUUGUUCUCUUGAUGAUUCCUCCAUUUUACAAAGCUCCAAUAUUUGCGGACUACACAACGUCUGAGUUGGAAAGUCUCAUUGACAACAUUCAGACGUACAAUGAGGCCCUGGAGACCAACCUCGCUACCUUCAAGUCCAGCUACAGUGGUGUCACAGGACAGGUCUUCAACACUUCAGAUUCUUUCUGGACGGUGAUUGAUGAUCCCACGGCUUAUGGCGCUGCGGAUGCGACUUGCGAGAACACGGACGGAACGAGCUGCGUCUGGUAUGAUGACUACCAUCCAGGGCAAGCAAUUCAGAAGCUUGUUGCAGAAGCGCUCGUAGACGCUGUGGGGUCGAGCUACUUUUGA